AUGGAGCUCCCCGGGGGCGAUGGCGCGCUGUCCUGCUCCAUAGAGGAGACGAACGCGAUCCGGCUGAAGCUGGGUCUGAAGCCGCUGGCGGUGCGUGAUUCCACUCCAGCCGCGGAGGGGAGUGCCGCCAAGGCGCCGGAAACCAAGGCGGUAGACAACGACGAAAUAGAUGAGAGCGUAGCGGCGCGCAAGCGCCUGAUCGAAGGCGGCGGAAUCGCCGACCUGUUGGCGAAGAGCGAUGACUUGGCGCCACCGGGUGUCGAUGGCGAAGCCGGGGCGGUAGACGGCGCCUACAGCUCGCUCGAUGUGGAGGCGUGGUCACGCCGAAUGGCCGCGAUCCACCGCCGCAAACGUAUGGGCACGCUGAACUACAGCGACGACGAAGAGGAGGAGCCCGUCGCGCCGGCCGCGCCGCCGAAGCGGACGGCUUCAGCAGUCAAGAGCGGCGCCAAGCUGAAGGUACUGCACAAAGUCGACGAGCUGCCGUUGGAUUCCGGCAAGGAGGUUGUGCUCACGCUGGCCGAUGUGGGCGUGCUGGAGGCCGAGUCGGCGGGUGUCGCGGAGGUGAACUUUUUGGAAAACCCCGAGCUCGCCAAGCGCGGCGGCGUUAACCUCAAGGGCGGUAGUCGCGGCGCCGGCGGAGAAACUGCGGAGUACAACCCCUACGAGGAGGAGGAAGACGCUGACGGGAAGACAGACAUCCUGCGCAAGUACGACCGGGCGGUGGAGGAGUACCAGGGGUCCACGCUUUCCAACCUGGCGGGAGGCAAGCGAGGGUUCUACGUGGAUUUGGACAGCGGCGUGGAACCGGCUCCCAAGAAGGCCGCCACGAUGUUGACACAGCCUACCGAGGAGAGUUUUGACUUCGGCGGGCUGCAGCGCAAGAAGGAUCUGUUAAAGAAUCGCCAUCGUCCGGUGAACUGGGACAAGGUUUUCAGUUCCGGUUCCACAAACGCCAGAAGUUCGGCACAAGCGGAUAGUCCAGCAGCGGCGGAUGAAGUUGCUCCGUCGCAGAUCGUGAAGCGCGUGACGCUGGACAUGGACGAUGUGGAGGAGUGCGACCACCUCUACGCCCAGCUGUCUAAACAUCGCAAUCGCAUUCUUUCCACGGUCAAAACCGAGGAACCUGGGCAAGUUGCGGAGACCGCAGUACGCACCAGCGUUAUAGACACGGGGGCGGUCGUCGCCGACGCACCCGGGCUCCAGAUCAACGCCACGUCCGAGCUCAUAAAAGCAGUUAAGCCCAGGCAGUACGAGGAGGAGAUCACAGUUCAGCGUGCCAGCCAGCGCGGCUCUAAAGCGUCGGGUGCAGAGGCAGCCGACGAUGACGCUGACGACACGGUGGAGUACCCCGACGGCAGCGUCGACAACAGCGCCCCGAUGACCUCGGGUAUAGCGGCGGCGCUGGCAUACCUGAAGGAGAAGGGCGACAUCAUCGAGGAUAAGAAGGAUCUGUCGGAGGUGGGAAAGGACAUCACGCUGCACUAUCUGGACGAGUACGGCCGCCGACUGUCGCCCAAGGAGGCGUUCCGACAGAUAUCCUGGAGCUUCCACGGGAAGAAACCGGGACUGAACAAGCAGGAGCGUAAGAUCAAGCGGAUAGAACGCGGUGAGUUUUGCGCAUUUGUAAUUUACAGUGUUUCAGAGCGUAUGUCGAAGCUCAACCCGCUGGAGGGGCUGCCCACCAUGAAGGCGCUACUCACCCAUCAGGCGGAGUCAAAGUCAUCGCACCUGGUGCUCAGCGGCAACACGCCCGGCAUGUGA
Molecule: messenger RNA, 1764 nt
Organism: Babesia bigemina
Lineage: Eukaryota; Apicomplexa; Aconoidasida; Piroplasmida; Babesiidae
Product: SART-1 family protein, putative
Exons: 1
Coding region: 1-1764 (587 amino acids)
Biological process (GO): mRNA cis splicing, via spliceosome; maturation of 5S rRNA
Cellular component (GO): U4/U6 x U5 tri-snRNP complex
Source: RefSeq, a predicted model, not a curated record